UGUAGAGGCCACAAGUUUGCACCUGUCCACGCCUACUAAGCUCAUGUUCCGGGUGCUUCGGUGCUUAGGUGUGUGAUCUGCGGUACUUCCUUCAAAGCGGACAGAGAGCCUCCGCUUUCGAGAUCCCUCGUCCUGAACUCUUCAUCCUCUUUUUUCUCUCUCCCGACUUCAUCAUUCCCCAUUCUCCAUUCUGAGGGUUGCGAAUUCCCUGAUGAGAGCUGGUUCACCUUUUGUGAACUCGGACUCAAAAAACAAGUGCGGCUAGCCGCGCUGCUGCCACCGAGACCGAGCCGCUUGCUCCCUUUCGCCCCACUAACACGCUCAACCACACUGUAGGUGUACAGUAAAGGUGGUGGUGGCGGCGGUAGUGAUAGUAGCGGGGUGGGUGCCGGUCGCCGCGUUUUAUACUAGUACGGUCGAGGCAAUCAGGAGCUCGAUUGGGCGUCUCGUCUCCUUCGUUUGCUCCCGUCGCUGCCUAAACACGCGCGAAGCUUCCCCUAACGCAUCGCAGCUUCCCCUAACGCAUCGCAGCUUCCCCUAACGGCGAUGCGUUGCGCCCCCGCCGCCCCUCCCACGGGGCUGCUGCUCUUCUCCCUGCUGCUGACCGGGCCGGCUCCCACACGCGCCCUGCCACAGCCCCUUCCAGAAGCUACCGAGGGAGCCGCGAUCUCUGGUCUUGUUUCGACAACACCUGCCGCGCAAGAACCGGGGGUAGCAGUUCCCGGGCAGAGCGUGCUAAUCUCGGGCGGCGGUGGUGGUGGUGGUGAGGAGGACUUGUCGUCCCCUCGCGGCAGAGAGUCCGACAGCUUCGACCUCGAGGUCGAGCUCGAGCUCGCCGAGCUGCGGGCUCUCCGUGUCCGCCUCUCCCGGCUCGCCGACGAGGUCGACGCCAGGGCGCAGCGGCUCGGCCGGGUCGCCGGACUGGAGGCGGCGGAGGCGGCGGCGGCGGCGCCCGCUGCCGCUCCCGCCCCCGCCCUGGUAGAUUGCGACGGGCCGGCCUGCGUCGCUCGAACCGUCCUCCGCAAGGCCGGGUACGCCGUCAGCGCGGUGAGGCUCGGCGACGGCGACGGCGACGACGACGACGACAACAACGACCCCGAACCGCGUGGGCGGCCGGAGACCGUGGGCCCGGACGGGGGUGGGGGUGGGAGUGGCCGGGGCGAGGGGACGGGGACGGAACCGCCUACCCUGCUCCGUUGGCCGCUGGGCCUGCUGCUCGUGGUCAUCAUGGGUUGCGUCGCGGCCGCGGGCUGUCUUCGAAACCGUGCCGUUACAAGGCGACGGCGACGGGCCCCGCCCUCGCUGCCUUUCCACGAGCCUGAGGUUCCCUAUCAGCCACCGAGGCGGUUUCAAGGCAGCCCGCCCACCUGGUGGCGGCCGCAGCGGGUGCCGGAGAGGCAGAUCACGUCGGCGGACGAGCAGCGGCCGGUGGAGAAGGGGGGAGGGCCUUGGCACUGUUGCUUGGAUGAUUGGGAGGAAGAAGACGACCUGGGAAAGGAGAAGGGAGGGGAUGAGAAAAGGCGCUGUUUGGACGAGGGAAGUGACAGGUAUAUGGAUGAGCCCUCGGUGACUGAAGUUGCGGAGCAUAAUAGCGGCGCGGUCGUGGAGGAGGUGGACUACGAGUUGGAAGAGGAGGAGGAGGAAGAGCUACUAACUCUCGGGGAAGAGAUCGCCUUGUUUAGGUCUGCGUUGGAGUUGGUUGAGGGCAUGGUCGCUGCUCAGGAGGAAAGAUUGCGCCGGGUUUGAUCUGACCUCGACCGGCAAAAAUUGUAUCUGGAAUUCACUGCUUGGGCUGAGCCGGGCCGGACUGAGUUACGUGGGUUGAACUGGCCUACGUCGUCGCCAAGGAUGCUGCGCUGGUGCUCGCGAACGGCAGGCUUCAACCUUCGGCGAGGCAUAGAGGAUCUCGGUAUCCCCUGCCCGCUUCGAAUUC
Thermothelomyces thermophilus ATCC 42464 is the source of this 1933-nucleotide messenger RNA. RefSeq lists its product as uncharacterized. The coding region runs from base 547 to 1746 and encodes 399 amino acids. The record is from RefSeq and is a predicted model, not a curated record. The transcript is spliced from 2 exons. Lineage: Eukaryota; Fungi; Ascomycota; Sordariomycetes; Sordariales; Chaetomiaceae.